CACAAAAAGUUAUAUAUAGCUGAGAGAGAGAGAGAUGGGGAGUUUGGAGCAGCAGCAGGCGGGGGUGGUUGGCGGUGGCAGCCACCGUAUUGUGGCGGUGGAUGCAAGCCCUCUCCCCUCAGAUAGCACCAACAAGCUCCACCUUGAUCUUCAAGAGGAGCACAAUAAAAAACCUGGGUGGAGAAAGUUCAUCUCGUAUGUUGGACCUGGUUUCAUGGUUUCUUUAGCAUAUCUGGAUCCUGGCAACCUGGAAACGGAUUUGCAAGCUGGGGCAGACCACCGAUAUGAGCUGCUAUGGGUCGUUCUCAUCGGAUUAGUGUUUGCUCUUAUCAUCCAAUCACUUGCAGCUAACCUUGGAGUCAGCACUGGGAAGCACUUGUCAGAGCUGUGCAAGGCCGAAUACCCAAAAUAUGUGAAAUACUGCCUUUGGUUGCUAGCUGAAAUUGCGGUCAUAGCUGCAGAUAUUCCCGAAGUGAUUGGGACGGCCUUUGCACUUAAUAUAUUGUUCCACAUCCCACUGUGGGUUGGAGUUUUGUGUACCGGGUUGAGCACCCUCUUACUACUCAGCCUCCAGAGAUAUGGGGUAAGGAAGCUUGAACUGUUGAUAGCAGUGCUAGUGUUUCUAAUGGCUGCUUGCUUCUUUGGGGAAAUGGCUUAUGUGAAGCCUCCUGCAGAAGAUGUAUUCAAAGGAAUGUUCAUCCCUAAACUAAGUGGAAAAGGCGCCACCGCUGAUGCCAUUGCCUUAUUGGGUGCCCUUGUCAUGCCACAUAAUCUCUUUCUGCACUCCGCUCUUGUGCUUACAAGGAAGGUACCUAAUUCAGUACGCGGUGUUAAUGAUGCAUGUCGAUAUUUCUUGAUCGAGAGUGGAUUUGCAUUAUUCGUUGCGUUCCUAAUAAACGUUGCAGUUGUGUCUGUAUCGGGUACGGUUUGUUCAAAUGGAAAGCUAUCUAAGGAUGAUUUGGAUCAUUGCAGCGACCUCUCUUUGAAUUCUGCUUCUUUUCUUCUUAAGAAUGUUCUUGGAAAAUCAAGCUCCACUGUUUACGCCAUUGCUUUGUUGGCCUCAGGCCAAAGCUCCACCAUCACCGGUACAUAUGCAGGACAGUAUAUCAUGCAGGGUUUCUUGGACCUUAAGAUGAAGAAAUGGAGUAGGAACCUGAUGACUCGGUGCAUUGCCAUCACUCCCAGCCUUAUUGUGUCCAUCAUCGGAGGCUCCUCGGGCGCUGGUCGUCUAAUUAUCAUUGCAUCGAUGAUACUAUCGUUUGAACUCCCAUUUGCCCUAAUUCCUCUACUUAAAUUCAGUAGUAGUUCAACAAAGAUGGGACCCUACAAGAACUCCAUAUAUAUCAUCGUAGUGUCAUGGAUAUUGGGGUUAGGAAUCAUCGGCAUCAACAUCUAUUACCUCAGCACAGCCUUCGUGGAUUGGCUAAUUCAUAACAACUUGCCCAAAGCCGGAAACGUGUUGGUGGGAAUUGUAGUGUUCCCCUUGAUGGCUAUCUACGUUGUUUCCGUGAUUUACCUAAUGUUUCGCAAAGACAAAGUCGUCACCUUCAUUCAACCAAACGAUGACUCCAAAUUGGACAAUGCCAACAACAACAACGUUUGUAUGACGCCCAUUGACAAUGGUUUCCCCCACACUCUGCCCUAAUUAUCUCGCCCCCCCCAAUACUUCUGCCUCUUUAUUAAUUAUCUCACCACGCCCAAUACUUCUGCACUGUCUCUUUGUUAAUUAUCUCGUUAUGCCCAAUAUUUCUGCCCGACCUCUUUGUUUCUGGUUUCAACUUCUACUCUCACUCUAUGAACACUUUUGUGGGGCCAGCAUGAUAAAAAUAACUUAUAUUCUUAUUUACUACAUCAGAGGGUAAAAGUGAAGAAGUAGAAUUUGAGAGUAUACAUAGUAAACUUUUGUUUUUCCUGCCUUGUGAUUUCAGUGGAGGGUCUAUAUACACAUACCCACCUAACAACCCAUAUAUAGACUAUAUCUAUAUAUUUUCAAUGUAUUUCAGCUGUUUUAGUGAAUUCCCUACGGGAUAUGGAGUAUGUACGUUCUUACAUGCAUGUUGUA
This is a messenger RNA of Ipomoea triloba (trilobed morning glory), 2062 nucleotides long. Its product is annotated as metal transporter Nramp5-like. Gene Ontology annotation, cellular component: membrane. NCBI's taxonomy places the organism in Eukaryota, Viridiplantae, Streptophyta, Magnoliopsida, Solanales, Convolvulaceae. Gene Ontology annotation, molecular function: cadmium ion transmembrane transporter activity; manganese ion transmembrane transporter activity. Bases 35 to 1645 code for a protein of 536 amino acids. The record is from RefSeq and is a predicted model, not a curated record. Gene Ontology annotation, biological process: metal ion transport. The transcript has 13 exons.